This is a messenger RNA of Benincasa hispida (wax gourd), 2716 nucleotides long. RefSeq names its product Prolyl oligopeptidase family protein. Gene Ontology annotation, biological process: proteolysis. The record is from RefSeq and is a predicted model, not a curated record. Gene Ontology annotation, molecular function: serine-type endopeptidase activity. NCBI's taxonomy places the organism in Eukaryota, Viridiplantae, Streptophyta, Magnoliopsida, Cucurbitales, Cucurbitaceae.
UGUGAUGAAAUCCAACCGAGUCGAACCGAACCACUAGAGAAGUGUAAAGGGCCGUCCGUAGUUGGAAAAACUCUACCCUACCAUUUCUCCGGCUAUGAACCGACUUCGCGCAGCCCUCCGUCACCGCCGCACUAAUCUUCACGGCGCACUUCGGCGAUGCCUCCACUACAAGGCACCAAAGUCACCGCAGCCACCGUCACCUGCGGCGCCGCCGAAGCCUCCAAAGAAGCCACAGAGCUUCUCAAUGCACGAGCUCACUUGGGAAGAUCCUUACAGUUGGAUGUCAAGCUUGAACGACAAGGUAGCGAUGCGCCAUAUGGACGUUUACAUGGAGCAGGAGGAGAAGUACACGGAGGCUGUAAUGGCCGGCACAGAACGCCUCCAGAGUAAGCUCCAGUCUGAAAUGGCGUCUCGCUUGGCUUUCGAUCUCUCAACUCCUCCACUUCGCUGGGGACCUUGGUUGUAUUAUCGAAGAGUUGAAGAAGGAAAGCAAUAUCCUGUUCUCUGCCGCAGAUUAGCGAGCUUACAUGAAGAGUUUAUUUCCAAUAAAUCUCCUUCUGCUGGAUUCGAUUAUGUUUCUGGCAAGAAAAUCGAGCAGAAGUUGAUUGACUAUAAUCAAGAAGCUGAGAGAUUUGGAGGUUAUGCGUAUGAGGAACUAUCAGAAGUGUCUCCAGAUCAUCGCUUUCUUGCAUACUCUAUGUAUGACAAGGACAAUGACUACUUCAGAUUAUCUGUAAAGAAUUUGAGUUCUGGUUCUUUAUGUAGUAAACCUCAAGUGGAUCGAGUUUCUAAUUUGGCAUGGGCCAAAGGUGGUCAGGCAUUGCUCUAUGUUGUCACUGAUCAAAAUAAAAGACCAUGUAGAUUGUAUUGUAGCUUGAUUGGAUCAACUGAUGAAGAUAUUUUGCUUCUGGAAGAACCAGAUGACGAUGUUCAUGUUUAUAUAAGACACACAAAAGAUUUUCGCUUUGUGACUGUUAAUCGGUUCUCUCCUACAUCUUCCAAGGUCUUUCUGAUUAAUGCUGCUGAUCCAGUAUCGGGUAUGAAGCUAAUUUGGGAGUGUGAAGGAUUGGCCCAUUGCAUAGUGGAACAUCAUCUAGGAGAUCUUUAUUUGUUUACGGAUGCUAGUAAAGGUCAUGAACCUGUAGAUUCUCAUUAUCUUCUUCGAAGCCCUCUUAAGGUUGACUCCAUUCCAAGAACAUGGGAGCAUGUAUUUGUUGAUGACCCCGACUUGGUGAUCGUGGAUGUUGAUUUCAGUCAUAUGCAUUUGGUGCUUAUACUUAGGGGAGGCGGGAAAUUUAGACUCUGUGCUGUUCGUCUACCCUUGCCUGUUGGUGGAAAGGGACCAAUCAAUCUCAAAGAACUUGAACUACAAUUUCUGCCCCUUCCUAAGCAUGUAUCUCAGAUUUCCUCAGGACCAAAUUAUGACUUCUAUUCAUCAACAAUGCGAUUUACUAUUUCAUCGCCUGUGAUGCCUGAUGCUGUAGUUGAUUAUAACCUAUCAGACGGAAAAUGGAAUAUCAUUCAACAGCAAAGCAUUCUUCAUGAAAGAACACGAAUUCUAUAUGGAACAGCUUCCUCUGCGGGAGGAUCGGGAAAAGUUUCUAAUGCAUUGGAGAACUCUGUGGAUGAAGCCAACUUUGAUGAUGAUCAGAUGUGGAACAGCCUUUCUGAAUAUUAUGCUUGUGAACACUUCAAUGUCUCAUCAGAUGAUGGAGUUUUGAUUCCUUUAACCAUCGUAUACUCUUACAAGUGUAAGAAAGAAAAUGAAAACCCUGGAUUACUUAAUGUACAUGGAGCUUAUGGUGAGCUACUUGACAAACGGUGGCGGAGCGAGUUAAAAAGCCUUCUCGAUCGUGGUUGGGUCAUUGCAUAUGCUGAUGUUAGAGGUGGAGGUGGAGGGGGUAAGAAGUGGCAUCAAGAUGGUAGGCGUUUAAAGAAGUUCAAUUCAGUGCAAGAUUAUAUUUCAUGUGCUAAAUUCCUCGCCGAAAGAAAGAUUGUAAAUGAGGAGAAGCUUGCUGGUUGGGGCUAUAGUGCUGGAGGACUUUUGGUUGCUUCUGCCAUCAAUCAAUGCCCGGAAUUAUUUCGAGCUGCUAUUUUGAAAGUUCCAUUUCUAGAUCCAAUAAACACACUCCUUCAUCCCAUUAUACCACUAACUCCUGCUGACUAUGAAGAAUUUGGAUACCCUGGGAAUGUAGAUGACUUUCAUGCAAUACGCAGAUACUCUCCCUAUGAUAACAUACAGAAGGAUGUUGCUUACCCUGCUGUUUUGAUAACCUCGUCUUUUAAUACCCGAUUUGGGGUGUGGGAAGCUGCAAAAUGGAUUGCUCGAGUGCGCGAUUAUAGUAUUUAUGAUCCAAAACGUCCAGUAAUUCUCAAUUUAACAACAGACAUAGUGGAGGAAAACAGGUAUUUGCACUGUAAAGAAUCAGCUUUAGAGACGGCAUUUCUUAUGAAGGCGAUGGAAUCGUAGGCUUCAGAGUUCAGAAGAUUAUUAUGCAUAGAAGCUGUUGUGGAAACAUACAGUGAUCAAGAUUAGGUUAGAUUAGAUUAGAAGAGGGUGAAGGUAAAAGUUCCUUUUUGUGAGCGUUGUUCCAAUGGAAUGUUUCCCCUUUUUUUGGUUGAUAAAUUCUAUCGAGGGUUAAAUGACAGACAAGAAGUUACCCUUGUUUAGGCAAAUUAUAAAUACCAGAUACACAUGCUUUACAGCCCUGCGCUA